AUGUUUAGAAGGAAUUCGAUUUUACUCAUCUUUUUAAUCAAUGCCACAUUUUGUGCUCAAAAGUUGCUCAACGUGAAUGUGAUCUACCGUCACGGUGACCGAACUCCCAUAAGUACAGCGCCCACUGAUCCAUACCAGGAAGAUUUCUGGGGACUCCCAUGGGGAACUCUAACAGUUACCGGUAUGCAGCAACAGUAUGCAAAUGGUUUAAAGUUGAAAGCUCGAUACAUCGAUCAAUUGAAACUCGUCAACGCCACCUAUUCUCCGUAUGAGACCUACGUGAAAUCAGCUCAAACCGAUCGUUGCAUUCAAUCAGCCGGCGCAAACAUGGCCGCUUUCUACAGUGAUUCGACGUUUAGACCCAUUGAUCCAAAUUGGCCCAACAACUACACUCCGAUGCCGAUCCAUCUCAAUCCAGCGCCAGAUCGGGAGUAUGAGCCGGGCAAGGGAUGUGACAAAGUUGAGGAGCUUUAUGUGGAAAGAACUGCCGCCAAUCCGACCUUUGUCGCUUAUGAGCUUUCACAUGCUAAGCUCUUCCAGACCUGGGAGCAGAACACUAACUUGGGAAUCCUUCAAAUAAAGGACUUCUUCGAUUAUUUCGACACGGUUGUUUGUGAGAAAGACCACAACUUGACCCUUCCGGCGUGGGUGACACCGGCAAUCUUCAAAGAGGCUGAAGAUGUGAAGAGUCAGACGCUCGACUAUCUCGAUGGAAUGGCGGGCUUCGGUAAACCUGAUGAUAUUCAAAUGAUUCGUCUCCGCGGUGGACCGUUGAUGAAAACGAUUCAAUCGACAUGGAUUGAGAACUCGCAGUACAAAUUCUACGUGCACUCGGCUCACGACACAACCGUGGACGCCAUGUUGUACGUCUUGGCAGCAAAGACAACCGCUUUGGGCAAAAUUCAACCGGACUAUGCGGCAACUCUCAUUUUCGAGACAUGGAAAAUGGAUGAUGGGUCGUUAGCCAUACAAGUGCUGUUCUCCACUAAUGCUUAUGACAACUUACACAUCAUUACAAGCGCCGUUUCUGGGUGUCCUGUCGGGGAUUUUUGUCCGGUCACCCAAUUUCUCAAUCGGAACAAUCCUUACAUUCCAGAUGAUAUUCAAAAGGAAUGUCAAAAG
Molecule: messenger RNA, 1122 nt
Organism: Mesorhabditis belari
Lineage: Eukaryota; Metazoa; Nematoda; Chromadorea; Rhabditida; Rhabditidae
Source: the annotation of a GenBank genome assembly